Molecule: messenger RNA, 829 nt
Organism: Phalaenopsis equestris
Lineage: Eukaryota; Viridiplantae; Streptophyta; Magnoliopsida; Asparagales; Orchidaceae
Product: beta-hexosaminidase 3-like
Exons: 2
Coding region: 137-442 (101 amino acids)
Biological process (GO): carbohydrate metabolic process; glycosaminoglycan metabolic process
Cellular component (GO): membrane
Molecular function (GO): beta-N-acetylhexosaminidase activity
Source: RefSeq, a predicted model, not a curated record
UCAUAAUGAUUUUUUUUUCUUGAGGCUUGGUCGUGGAGUUGCUGAAAAAGUAGUAGGUGCGGGACUAAGAUGCAUUGUUAGCAACCAAGACAAGUGGUAUCUUGAUCACUUGGAUGCCACAUGGGUUGGUUUCUAUAUGAAUGAACCACUUGUAAAUAUCACCAAGCCUGAGCAACAGAAACUAGUCCUUGGUGGUGAAGUAUGCAUGUGGGGAGAAACGGCAGAUGCAUCAGAUAUAGAGCAAACAAUAUGGCCCCGCGCUGCAGCAGCAGCAGAGCGUCUAUGGACCCCAAUUUCGAAGCUAGCAACAGAUCCCAAGAUAGUUGCACCCAGAUUGGCUCAUUUCAGAUGCUUACUCAACCGAAGAGGAGUCGCCGCUGCGCCGUUGUUUGCUCCUGGUAGAGGCACUCCAACGUUCACAGGCUCCUGCAUCCAACAGUAAUCACAGAGCACCUCUUCCGGAUAUCAACCUUGGACUAUUUAUUGGGUAUUAGGCUGCAAAAUAACCUUUUUAUAUAAAUGAGAGAGGGUGGGGUGGGGGUGGGCAUGUUUGUAUUCUCUAUUCCAAUAUUUUAAAUGCUGUAAAAAUAAAACGAAACUGCAAGACACAAAUCAAGCAGUUUUCCUUCAUUGCCUGGUUAACUGUAAUCUACUGCUUUCCAUAAAAGUGUGCGUAUUGCAUAAAAUAAUCUACUGGUUUCCAACUAAAGCUGAUUCCUCUGUAUAAAACUGAAUUAUGAUAAUGCACGGGGACUAAUCCCAGUAUGCAUACAAUGAUAUGCACGGGGACUAAUCCCACUAUGCAUACAAUGCUGCAAAUCUUUUCACA